UGUAUGGUGGUGCUAUGGACACGCGAGAUCGACAGGCUGAUGCAGACGGUGGCCCAACUAAACAACUCACAAGUCGUAUAUUUUGCUGAGUAUCGUUCUGUAGUGCAAACUCCGUUGAGCUCUUGAUGCAAUUUCAAAGAAUAUCACCAUCGAUCAAAUAACUGUCGUCAUGAAGUACUUCGCAGUACCACAAUCCGAUGAGACGUCCAUAGCCCCGUCAUCGCAGACUGAACAAAGACGCGGAUGGCGACUCGACAGCUUCUGGUGGAAGUGUACCUCGCUAUUACUGCUAAGCAUCAAUACAAUACUCACUGUUCAAAUCCUUCGCUCGCCACGAUGCAGCCCAAUAGACAGUUCUCUCGGACACCCCACAAGUUUUACUGGGAUACACGAAACGAGUAGAGAAGUGCGAAACUCCUGGUGGACACGCUACAGCGCCGAGAACGAUGGCCAAAGACCCGCCGUUGACGAAGCUUGGAAUGCAUUACGUGCAGACCAUGGCAUCGUUGCAUUGCCAUAUGAAUGGUCAAAGAACAAGGGUUUGCCAUCAAGUCUGAUCCUUCCCUCCGACAGAUCGAAGCGAGUUUAUAUCCUUGAGUCAUACCAUAUGCUUCAUUGCCUGCAAUUGACCCGCAAGUCCAUCUACCAGAUGCGAGGCAACGAACCUCUGACGUACCACUUCGAUCACGUAGAACAUUGUAUUGAUGCGCUUCGGCAACAUGUUAUGUGUAAUGCUGACGAUACACUGCUGUACAUACCUGGGAACGGCACUGCUGGGCAUGGACAAACAAGACAGUGCAAGGAUUGGAAUUAUUUGAGUAAGUGGGCUACCAAGAAUACUGCUUGCUUCGAAGAUAAAACGCCAACGUCUGGGGUGUUUGGGUCUUGCGAUGACGGCUCAGAUGGACUGGUUUUGGACUGAAAGUGGGAUAUUCGCGAUGUAACUAUCUUCCUAAUAGGAUCAAGUGUUCAUUUGGAGCGACAAUAUAAGCCCUUAUCCACAUUGGAUGC
Messenger RNA from Pseudovirgaria hyperparasitica, 1011 nucleotides. RefSeq lists its product as uncharacterized. Lineage: Eukaryota; Fungi; Ascomycota; Dothideomycetes; Acrospermales; Acrospermaceae. The transcript is spliced from 3 exons. Gene Ontology annotation, biological process: mycotoxin biosynthetic process. The record is from RefSeq and is a predicted model, not a curated record. The coding region runs from base 170 to 922 and encodes 250 amino acids.